GGGUCGGAUUGGUGGGUUGGGGGCCAGAGGCCGCUGGAUCCAGGACUCGGGCGCCUCUGACUGAGCUCCAAAGGGUUACAGCCCUUCGCCCCCUCCUCCCGCCUCCUCCCUUCUCCUCCCCCAGGCUCUUCCUGUCCCGCAGUUGCAACACCCCAUCUGCCGCUCUCCCUUCCCUCCCACCUCCUCGCUCCUUUCUGCUUUAAUUUUCUCCCAGUUCUCAGGACUCGGGCUCCAGCUCCGGCCUUUGGGGUUGGAGAUCCUGGCCCGGGACUGAGCCGUGAUCCUCACCCCAGUCUCCACCUCAGCUCCCCUGCCAGCGGCCCCAGGCUGCUCUUGGGACCCGGCGGGCCCGCACGUCCCGGACUCCGCCGCCGCCGCCGCCACCACUGCCUGAGCCCUGAUGGGGGAGUAAGAGGCCACCGCUGGCCGGUCAUGGGCCUCCCCACCGUGCCUGGCCUGCUGCUGCCACUGAUCACUUGGAUUUAAAUCCUGGCUCCCUCACUGACUAGUUGCCUGAACUUGGGCAGGCUACAGAACCUUCCAUGUCCUAGUUUCUUUAUCUCUAAAACGUGCUCCUGGCCUUGUUGGUGGAAAUAUACCCCUUAAGGGUUAUGGCACUGGUCCCUCACGUCAGGGACCGGGAGAAGAGAGCUGUUCUGUGUCCCCAAGGAAAAUAUAUUCACCCUCAAGAUAAUUCCAUUUGCUGUACGAAGUGCCACAAAGGGACCUACCUGUACAAGGAUUGUCCUGGCCUGGGGCUGGACACAGACUGCAGGGAAUGUGAAAACGGCACCUUUACAGCUUCAGAGAACCACCUCAGACAGUGCCUCAGUUGCUCCAAAUGCCGAAAAGAAAUGAACCAGGUGGAGAUUUCUCCUUGCACUGUGUCCCAGGACACUGUGUGCGGCUGCCGGGAGAACCAGUACCGGCGUUACUGGGGUGACACCCUUUUCCAGUGCGUGAACUGCAGCCUCUGCCUCAAUGGCACAGUGCACAUCUCCUGCACAGAGAAACAGAACACAGUGUGCACCUGCCACGCGGGUUUCUUUCUAAGAGACCAUCAAUGCAUACCCUGUGUUCACUGUAAGGAAAACACAGAGUGCACAAAGUUGUGUCUUCUCCCUGUGGAAAAGGUUACGGUCCCUCAGGACCCAGGUACCACAGUGCUGUUGCCCCUGGUGAUCUUCUUUGGCAUUUGUGUUUUAUCCUUCUCCAUUGUUUUAAUGUGCCGCUACCAACGGCAGAUGCCCAGGUUCUUCUCCACUGUUUGUGGGAAAUUGACACCUACAAAGGAGGGGGAGCCUGAGACCCUGGCCUCGGUUCCAGGUUUCAGUCCCACUACAGGCUUCAGUCCCACCACGGGCUUCAGUCCCAUCCCGGGCUUCAGUCCCAUCCCCAACCCCACCUUCACCCCCAGGUCCGUCUUCACCCCACGUGACUGGUCUAAGUUAAGGGCUCCGUCAGACUCUGGAGAGAUGGCCCCACCCUACCAGGAGGCUGGCCCCAUCCUCACCGCGGCUCCAGCCUCCACCCCCAUUCCCAUCCCAGUUCAGAAGUGGGAGGACAGCACCCACAGUCAGCGCGCAGAAGCCGACCCCGCAGACCCGGCGACGCUGUAUGCUGUGGUGGACGGCGUGCCCCCGUCGCGCUGGAAGGAGUUUGUGCGCCGGCUGGGGCUGAGCGAGCACGAGAUCGAGCGGCUGGAGCUGCAGAACGGGCGCUGCCUGCGGGAGGCCCACUACAGCAUGCUGGCGGCCUGGCGGCGGCGUAUGCCACGGCGCGAGGCCACGCUGGAGCUGCUGGGCCGCGUGCUCCGCGACAUGGACCUGCUGGGCUGCCUGGAGGACAUCGAGGAGGCGCUGUGUGCCCCAGCCUCCCUCUCGCCGGCGCCCCGCCUCCUGCGAUGAGGCCACGACCCUCCCUGGGAGGGGCCUGCCCUUAACGACCGCUGCCUCCUCGCGGGGGGCCGGAAGGACCGUGCUGGAUGCCUUUCGGACCGUUUUUCUGGACGAGGGCCUUGGAAGGGCAAGCAUGGCUGCCAGCUACCUACUUGGUGCUACUCUCCAAGUGUAUAUAGAUUUUCUCAGCUGCUGGAGCGCUGCCAGGGGCUCAGCCUUGUGUGUGUGAGGCAGAGGUGUGUGUGUGUGUGUGUGUGAUCCUGAGAGAGGCUGAGUGUGCCAGAAGCCCAUGCUUGUGGCUGCAGAGAUGGGGUGCCCCGCCUCACCGCCUAUUUUGGGUUUGGAGAACCAAAGGCAGCUUAGGGGCUUCUGGUUGGUCCCUGGGCCUUUUUCACAGUAGAUAAGCAAUCUUUGUAUCAUUUAUGUUACACUAAUAGAAACUGGGCACCCCUCUGCCCCCUGCCUGCACAAGCAAAGAAUGAGCUGACCUGUCCGAAGGCAGGCGCGAGCACAGAACAAUGGGGCUGCCAGCUGGAGCUGUGGACUUUUGUAAAUACACUAAAACUCUGGAAUUAAAGCUCUGCUCUGGA
Lutra lutra (Eurasian river otter) is the source of this 2488-nucleotide messenger RNA. It is a transcript of the gene TNFRSF1A, whose product is annotated as TNF receptor superfamily member 1A. Gene Ontology annotation, biological process: tumor necrosis factor-mediated signaling pathway; inflammatory response; prostaglandin metabolic process. Gene Ontology annotation, cellular component: mitochondrion; membrane raft; signaling receptor complex. NCBI's taxonomy places the organism in Eukaryota, Metazoa, Chordata, Mammalia, Carnivora, Mustelidae. Gene Ontology annotation, molecular function: tumor necrosis factor receptor activity; tumor necrosis factor binding. The coding region runs from base 612 to 1907 and encodes 431 amino acids. The transcript has 11 exons. The record is from RefSeq and is a predicted model, not a curated record.